Cuculus canorus (common cuckoo) is the source of this 2888-nucleotide messenger RNA. RefSeq names its product PHD finger protein 13-like. The record is from RefSeq and is a predicted model, not a curated record. Gene Ontology annotation, biological process: mitotic chromosome condensation. Gene Ontology annotation, molecular function: chromatin binding. Lineage: Eukaryota; Metazoa; Chordata; Aves; Cuculiformes; Cuculidae. The transcript has 5 exons. The coding region runs from base 62 to 1138 and encodes 358 amino acids.
GCCGGGGCGGUGCUGCAGCCUCUCCGCCCGGCACCGCCGCACCGGGCAGGCAGCGGGCGGCAUGAGCGCCGCGGGGGCCGCCCCCGGCACCUUCCCCCGCCGCGGGCCCCGCACCGCCGGGAGCAGCCCCGAGCCCGGAUCCGCGUCCCCCGGCGGAGAGGAGCCGUUGCAGAAACGACAGAGAACCGUAGAGGACUUCAACCAGUUCUGCACCUUCGUUUUGGCCUACGCAGGCUACAUCCCCUACCCUGAAGAGAAUGAGCCCUGCACCCAUGGAGGCAGCAUGAGUCCCCAGAACAGCACGGGGAGCACUCAGGACAGCGAUAGCUGGGCCUCGUCCCAUUCCUCUGACUACCAUGUCCUGAUGGACAACGGGAGGAGCAGGAACGCUGUGGCCAGGGGUCCUGUAGAUAACAGCCUGCUCAUGAGCUGCCCUGCCUUCCCCACUGGUUUCUAUGAUGUCCGGCCCCAGCAAACCAAGCGGAAGAAAACAGCAGCAAAGAAGCUCAUUUUGGAGCCAAAGGUGGAGAAGAGGGUGCCACUCAGCACAGGGAAGGGCUUUGGGGCAGAGCAGGAUGGGGUGAAGGAGCUGGCUGUGCUGGAGGGGCAGGUGUCUCCUGUGAAAGAGCAGCUCCUGGAGCCCUCCCUCAACCCAGCUGGGGACCCCCAGCCCAACUCUCUCCAUGAGGAGCUGAUUAAAGAGGAGAAGGACUGGAUGCAUGGAGCGCAGGGGACCGAGAAGCCAGCAGGAGAUGAUCCUCAGCUACAGGAACAUGAACCCUGCUCUGGAGGGAGGAAAAGCCCCAGUUCUUGUAGUACCUUGGACCAAAGCGAAGGGGAUGAUGCAAGCCGAGGGAGCUCCCAGCUUAGUGCAGUCGAAUUUGCAGCAGCUCCCAACACCAAAGCAGAAGAUGAUGAUGCCUGGGAUCUGAUCACCUGCUUCUGCCUGAAGCCCUUCGCAGGGAGGCCCAUGAUCGAAUGUAAUGAAUGCGCUACCUGGAUCCACCUCUCUUGUGCCAAGAUCCGCAAAUCCAAUGUGCCUGAGGUUUUCAUCUGCCAGCGAUGCCGCGAUGCCAAGCAGGAGAUUCGCCGCUCGAACCGAGCUCGGAUGGUGCCCCGCAAGCGUUUCUGUGACUGAAGCUCCUGCAGAGCAGGAAGGCUGGGGGUCCCCUUUUUAAACUGAAGACUGUAGCCCGGUUUGGCUAGACAAUCAAUGCACAGAAAUGGCAGGGAGGGUCUGGGCUGCGAGGCUGGACUGUCUUCCUUGCACUUCUGACACCUGGAAGCUGACGCAUGUCCUCCCUGUGGAUCACGUUGGCCACGGAGCUUGGUUAUUCCAGAGGAGUUGGCGGAAGAGGAGGGUGGUCCAGCUGCACACUAGGUCACUCUAAAACAUCUCUGUCCUUGCACAAAGCUGGCUUAGUACCUUUCCUCCAGGGCAGCCAAGGAGAACCUAGUCCUAGUAGUUUUUCUGUGGUGUGGUGGAAGCUUACACUUAUUCCUCUUUAUUUUCUCACUGUUUUCUUUUCCCUGCCUCAGACCAUUGGAUGGGCUGCAAUGGCGAAAACCUGGUGACCCAAGUUCUCCUCCAGCAAGUAGGCAUGGCCCAGGCAAUCUCCCUCCAUGCCAGGGUGCCACUUUCCAGGGUGUGAGGAGAAGGGACAACAGUCCUGCUGAUGCCUGAAGUAGACUGGGGCUCUGUUCUUGGAGGUAUUAGUGGAGCCAUCCGUCAUGACUCCAUCAGCCUUGUAGGCUGCACAGGGAAGGCCCUUCCCUUGGCCCAUGGUGCUCCUGGUUUCGUUUGCUGUGCCUGCAGCCCCAGGAUAGUCUUGUUGAGUCAGGAGCAGCAAAGGCAUCCUCUAGUAGAUGAUUAUAAAGGGUGUUCUUGCCGAGCAGCCCUCCUUGGUUCAUGUUCUCCAGUUGCACUGAAUUUUCCUGUGUGAAGGGGGUCUGGGAUUCCUAGUAGGAGACUGACUUUAUCCUCAAGAGCUGGCCAUGGCGGGGCUGGGAGCCCUUUAGAAGGGGAGCAGGAGAGUUCUUCGGUCAGCUUUCCAUACUUUCCACUUCCAGUUUAAAACAACUGAAGCUUUUGCACCCUGUGGCCAUCUCCUGCCCGCAGUGCUAUCUGGUGGAGCGUCUGCUUCACCACCAGCUGGAUACUGAGACAUAAGCUCAGAUGGAGCUGGGAGGACCUUGCCUUCCAGCACUCCCUCCAUCACAGGAGUUGGUUGGGUUUGUUUUCCUGGACACAGAGUGAAAUCUGAUCACUUACCAAGAGUGGGCCUUGAGCUCCUUCUGCUAUGCAACUGCUGCUCCAGAGACACGGGACAUGCCCUCUCCAGGCCCCUGGUUAAGUUUGGCAGUGGAAAGUUUAUUCCCCCCUCUGUCUCCUGUGUGCAGUGUGUGUCUGUGAUCUCCCAGAGCCCCACGUGUACUAACUGUUGGAUUUCACUCCUCGCAGCCCCUCCAAAGAGCCUGGCCCACGUGCCUUCUGCACUUUCCCUGGGGGACACAGACCCUGCUGUCCCGGUGACACUCAGCUCAGCCCCUGGUGUGCUGCUGCCUGCAGGGGGGGGAGUGGGACAGCCCCCACUUGCCAGUCCCCAUGACUAUAUUUCUUAACUGGGUUCUUUCCUACUUGCACAUCUGGUUACUGUUGGACCACAGCUGGGGGAGGGUGUGGGGCAGCCCCCUGCCACUCAGCAGCCCCCAGGCUUGUCCCUGUGCCUCUCUCCUCCUGUGGAAAGCCUGGGCCCCAAAAGUGCUUUAUGUUUUUAUAGUUACUUUGUAUUGAUAUGUAAAAUAGCAAAUUCUGGUCCUUGCCCUGUGGAGUGUGGCUGGAGUCUUAUGUAUAUAAUAAAGUACUUUUGCCAUAAUGGUGGUCGCUU